AUGUCGAACGCGCAGGUCGGAAAUGCAUACCAGCAGAUCAUCGCAGAUGUGAUUGAGAGCUCGCGCGUGGAUUUUGAGGAAGGUGGCGUGGAGGAUUCCGUGCUGGAGGAGAUGCGUUCGGUAUGUAGUGACCAUUUCAUCUCCAUCUCCAUCCACUGCGCUGCACUACUUGUGCAUCUUCGGAAAAAGCAUCAUGGCGCUUCUGCACAUGUUGUAUAAUUCUUGGAUCGUGAAAAGAGAUGGAUCGGGCGGUGUGAUGGCCUUUGGAUGAAUGGCAAGUGUCGUCGUGGUCGAGAAUGGUGGGUGCUGCCUAGCUGCGCUGGGACGGCUGCCUGUGCUGGCGGUUGGCCCCUUCACCUCUCCAGCUCGGCCUUCGCAGGUGGGCGACCCUCAGUAUUUGGCUGUCUGCCUUUAUACCCGGCCAUUCGCUUAGCCAAAUUUCCCGCUCGCGCUAGUUCCUUUCCGGUCGCUUCAUCACGUGUCGGACUCCUUUUCCGCUCACCGAAGUCACCGGGGAUGGUUUAUUGGAACACCAUGUUCCUAUAUUCCUUCCACUUCUGUGCCACUUUGUUAUUUUCUAUUCGAAAGUAUGAUCAUGGCUAAUGCAUCUUUUAGGUAUGGCAACAAAAGUUGUCAUCUCUUCAGGUUGCUGCUUUUCCUUGGGACCCGAAGCCAGAUCCACCACAAGCCAUCGUCCAACCACCAACUCUCCCCUCUAAUGCAGGCAACUAUCACAUGAACAACGCCCAAAAUGUUCAGGGGCAAAAUAGUAUGCCUCAACAGCCUCCAGUUAUGAACAAUAAUAUCAAUGGUGGUGUACGUGUUAAGACGGAACCUGGAAUGGAAAGCCCACCAAUUGGUGGUAUGAGCCAACCUCCAUACCAAAAUCCCACACUUUCCAUGCCGGUUCCCAACACUGCUGGGGAAAGAGCCGCUCAGCAUUUGCAACACAAUUAUGGUCAUCGAGCUGCUGCAUCUAUCAACGCUAUUCAAGGUGGCGCACAGCGGGUACAGCAACAAAAUCCUCAACAACCUCAAAACAUUCAACAAGUGAGAAUGCAAGAGCAACAGCAGCACGCUAUGGCACAGAGACAACAACAGAUGCAGCAAAUUCAACAGCAGCAACAGCAUACUGGUCAAAUGCCGCAGCAAAGCCAAAUACCACAGCAGGGUCAAGCUCCGCAGCAAGGCCCAAUUCCACAGCAAGGUCAAAUGCAACAACCAAGACCCAACUUGGCUCAUGAGCGAUAUAGACAAGCUAUGGCAAAUCAGGCACAGAAGCAAAUGCAGUCUCACACUGGUCAACAACCCGGUCAAAAUGGUGUCAAUACAGCUCAAACUGAUGGUGCUGGUGACAAGGAAUUGGAAUCAAUGGGACUCAUCAAACAAGUCGAUGCAAAUGGCGAUGAGAUCACCAUGGGUAGAAUCGAGGUUGAUGGUUUGAUUCGUCAAAAGAUCGAGGCAAUGGGUCAGAAGAUGGAAGGUGGUGGCCUAAUGUUACCUCUCAAACAGGCAUCCACUUCUGCAACACGUCAACGUAAGGUGGCAAAAUUAUCACGCUCAUUAGCUCAGCAUGAUGGACCUGGUUCUGAUGGGGUCAAGGACGAGGAGUUCGAUGAAGAUGCCAUCAACUCUGACCUUGAUGAUCCGGAUGAUGGCGCCAAUGACGACGAGGAUGACGAGGAUGGAAUGGGUCAUAUCAUGCUUUGCAUGUAUGACAAAGUUCAGCGAGUUAAGAAUAAGUGGCACGUCAAAUUAUGUCUCAAAUAUUGA
This is a messenger RNA of Hymenoscyphus albidus, 1773 nucleotides long. NCBI's taxonomy places the organism in Eukaryota, Fungi, Ascomycota, Leotiomycetes, Helotiales, Helotiaceae. The record is from the annotation of a GenBank genome assembly.